GCUUACUCCUUCUGGAACCACCAGUGGCAAUCGACCACACAUGGAGACUCUCUCGAUUCCCGCCUCCGCGUGGUUCUCCGGCGGCGCCAUUCCUCCUCCUCACGCGAGGCUUUCUCCGACGUACCUCCUCCGGAAACUACCGAGCAGGACUUCCAGACGCUUGGCCGCCUUAAAUGCAGCUUCUCGCUCUGUGAGUGAGCUUGUGGAGGAGGAGGAUGUGAUGCAAAUGUUCUUGAAAGACAGAGAAGAAAAUGGAGAUUUCAUUUCCAAAGUCUCUGAUAGGCUUUGGUUAAGGGAAGUUCUUGAAUCUAUUGAUCUUAACUCUAAUGGUGCUUCUUCAGCUAUUGGACUAGAGUAUAAUCAGGAGAGGUUUGUGGAUGGUGCAGAUGAUGAUGAUGAUGAUGAUGAAAGCGGUUUCUUGAAACUUAAACCGACCCAAGAAUGGAUUGCUGGGGAAAGUGAGGCCGCCCCCAUGAAUAGGAAAGCUCUAGCUAAGGCAUUACGGGAUGAUAGCGAGCGUAGGAAGAAACUGAACUUUCUGAAAUAUGAAGCUCUGAAGCGUGAACUGAUGUACCUCUCAAUUGUUAUUGGAACCGGGUGCAGCGGAUAUUGCUUAUUAGCUUUAUCACCCCAGGCUGCAGUCAGUUAUGGAGUUGGAGUUCUUUUCAGUUGCUUGUACCUUCAGCUUUUGUACGGAUAUGCGGAUGGUGUUUCACGGGAAGAUGUUCCUAAUAUUUUCCUGAAAAAGAAGACUAAAAAAAUCGGAAUUAGAAGUGAAGACCUUGAAGACUUUGUCAAGAGAACAAUCAGGGGCAGUGGCAUGGCACUCUCUUCCCCACGUCUAGUGAUCCCAGCUGCAAUCUAUGCUCUGUGGAUUCUCUCACACAAGUACUUCCAGAAUGACUUGUUCGACUUCCAGAUAGUUCCAGCCAUGGUUGGUUUGUUUGUAUACAAAGCUGCAGCUCUGGUUCAAGUGUACAGAGACAACCAAGAUCUUCAGUUCAUCUUCCCAGACGAUCUUUGA
Eruca vesicaria subsp. sativa (arugula) is the source of this 1024-nucleotide messenger RNA. The record is from the annotation of a GenBank genome assembly. NCBI's taxonomy places the organism in Eukaryota, Viridiplantae, Streptophyta, Magnoliopsida, Brassicales, Brassicaceae.